Symbiodinium sp. CCMP2592 is the source of this 1245-nucleotide messenger RNA. The record is from the annotation of a GenBank genome assembly. Lineage: Eukaryota; Dinophyceae; Suessiales; Symbiodiniaceae.
AUGCUCGCACUUCUGGCCAAGCGGCGUCAAGAAGUAACCUGGGCCUUGCUGGCAACCGUGUCCGCCAACCUGGAGAAUGCCCAAGCCCGCGGCUACACCAGGAAGCAGCAAGUGCUGCAGAUGCUUCUUGCCGAGGUGAAGAAGGUUCUUGCGAGCCAGCAGCCGACUCCACAGACUGUGCCGCUGCCCAUGCCGCCCUUGGAUGCAUCUCCGCUUUGGCGCGGUGACAAGGGCGCCUCACGCCGACUGCUCUACGCGGUCACGACGCUCCUGGAGACACAAGGCUAUGCCAUUUGUGACCACUUCGCUUCACCCGAGGAUGUGCGACUUCUCGCUGAGGAGCUGGCUGCCUACGACAAGGAUUUCGAGACUGCCAAGAUAUGGGUGGGAAAACAGGCAUCCGGGGCCCAGCUCUCUGUUCCCACAGUUCGCUCUGACCGGAUCUUCUGGGUUUGUGGCGAGCACCGAACGCCUGCUCGGGAGAUGCUUUGGGACUCUGCAGGAAAGCAGCCCACCGUUGGACUGGCUCCUUGCCGCCCGGAGGUUGUCAUGGAGAAGGCCACCCAUGGCUUCCCACGGCUGCGCUCCACGAUGAACCGUGUGGACGACUUCGUGCUCCACGGGCUUGCGAAGCAUGUGGGCCGCCUUGCUGGUCUGGCGGAGCGCUCGGACGCCAUGGUCAGCAUCUACGAAGGAGGGGCGCGCUUUCAGAAGCACGUGGACAAUCCGAACAAGGACGGCCGGGUUCUGACGUCCAUCGUCUACUUGAACUCUGGCGAACCUUGGGGUGCAGACGACGGCGGCGAGCUGCGGAUGUUCCCGGAAGGUGAACCGCCCUUGGAUUUCACUCCGGAGACGGGCCGGCUGGUGCUUUUCUGGGCAGAUCGGCUACCGCACGAGGUGCUGCCUGCAAAGCGGCGCCGGAUGGCUUUGACAUAUUGGUGGUUCGACCGUGCCGAACGUGAAGCCAAAGUGCAAGAGCUUGCGGAUGAGGUUGGGAACCAGCACCUGAAGGUCUCUGAGGAAAGCAUGGCUCAGGACUUCAUUGCCUUCAUGCUCAGUGACACAUCGUCCCCGGCUGAAAUUGUCCGCAAAGCGCACAAGCUUCCCGAGAAGGCUCUGUCCACUGUGGCCACAGUUGUCGGCGCGUCAGAUGCCCAGGAAGCGCUGGAGGGUAUCGGGCGGCUCAAAGACUCCGACCUCGCCCGACUGCGCGGCUCCAUGGGCAAGAUGGGGCUGCGGUAG